This is a messenger RNA of Scatophagus argus, 5403 nucleotides long. It is a transcript of the gene ptk7b, whose product is annotated as protein tyrosine kinase 7b. Gene Ontology annotation, biological process: homophilic cell-cell adhesion; dendrite self-avoidance; axon guidance. Lineage: Eukaryota; Metazoa; Chordata; Actinopteri; Scatophagidae. Gene Ontology annotation, molecular function: cell-cell adhesion mediator activity; protein kinase activity; ATP binding. The transcript has 21 exons. The record is from RefSeq and is a predicted model, not a curated record. Gene Ontology annotation, cellular component: axon; plasma membrane. Bases 351 to 3590 code for a protein of 1079 amino acids.
AAAAAACUCACACUGGCGAGUGGGAGGAAGCCAACUUGGAAACACCGCUGAGCGAAACUCCUGUUGUUGCACACUGAACUGGGCCGGCGCUAAGUGGCUUUGGACACAGGAGGACGGCGGCUACACAGACCGAGUAAUGAACCACUGCGGCCUGAAUCCAAACCCACCCUGCGUCUCGUAAAAGUUUAACCUUCGUGUCUAACUUUCGGCGCGGCUUCUCAGUCUCAACUCGCUAAGUCGUUUGUCUAACUGGCCUGUAAACCGAAGCGUCGUCCUCACAUGUUUCUGCCUUGUUCCUGCUAAUUUCCAAAACAACCAGCGCCGGGGAGCCGCCGAGCACCAGGACGGUCAUGGAUGUAGCAGGAGAGAGCGAGACCCGGCGGAGGGAAGCCAGGAGAGCCCCUGCGGUGAUUAACAGGAGAAAACCACCGGUGGAAACGAUGUACGCUUUCUGCUUUAUCUGCCUCCAAGUUAUAUCUGUCCAGGCUGCUGCCAUGCAGUUCACCAAGGAGCCCAAGUCCCAGGAUGCCUUGCACGGCCGCAGCGCCAUGUUACGCUGCGAAGUCAGCGAUCCGGCUUAUGUCAGCUACGGCUGGCUUCACAACGGCCAGCACCUGGAAGACGACGAGAGGCGCUUCCAGGAGGGCAGCAACCUCCAGUUCACCGCCGUGGAUCGGCAGCUAGACGCGGGGAACUUUGAGUGUGUCGCACAAAACACGGCCACAGGAGAGGUGCUCCACUCCACCAAUGCCUCCUUCAAUAUCAAGUGGUUAGAAAGUGGUGGUGUGACUUUGAAGGAGCCUGCUUCAGAAGGAGAGAUUGAGAGUUCUUCGCCGGUCACUUUGCGCUGUCACAUUGAUGGACACCCACGGCCAACGUGCCAGUGGUUCAAGGAUGGGGUGAAGCUGACAGAGAAGAACCAUCAGAUCAACAACAAAGAGAGGACUCUCAGCUUCAAGAGUGCCAGUCCAGAUGACAACGGCCUGUACUACUGCUGUGCCAAGAAUGCAGCCGGACACGUCUGCAGCAAUAGCAACUUCACUCUCAACAUUAUAGAUAAGAGUUUUCCGCGUCCGGUGGUCACUCCUGAGGACCUGGUGGUGUUGAAGAACGAGGAGGCCGUGUUCCACUGCCAGUUUACUGCCGUGCCAGCCCCCACGUUGGAGUGGUACCAUGAAAACGAGCCGUUGGCAAACAAGUCUCGUGUGAUCCUGCUCUCCAACGGCACACUGUUGAUCACCCAGGUCAAGAACAGGAACACGGGGACCUACAAGUGUGUUGGCCGUGGCCUCAGUGGGUCCCAAGUUACACUGGAGGCCUCGCUUCUCAUCGCAGAGAUACACGACAUGGUGCCCAAAAUGUCAAAGGUUUUCACAGUGGACACCCUACAGCGUGUGGCCUGUCGCCCCCCAUUCGGCAGACCUGAGCCCGAGGUCUGGUGGGAGAGAGAAGGUCAGCGGGUACCCACAGAGGGCAGAGUGUAUCAGGAUGGCCUGAAUCUGGUCUUCAGUCCCACAGAGCAGGGGGAUUCAGGAACCUACACCUGUGUGGCGCAGAACAAGGCAGGACGCAAGUCACAGGAGGUCACCUUCACCGUGGCAACUGCCCCCGUGUGGGUGACGAGGCCUCAGGAUAGCAGCUUAGAGGAGGGUAAACCGGGUUAUCUUCACUGUCACGCUCAGGCCAACCCUGAACCUGAGGUCACGUGGCUCCGCAACAACAUCAUGAUCACAUCAGAGGAUUCUCGUUUUAAGUUGUUCCCUAACGGCACCCUCAGGAUCAACAACGUGGAGGUGUACGACGGGCAGAUGUACGGCUGUGAAACAAAGACUGCGGCCGGCCGACUGUCGGGGCAAGCUAGAGUUACAGUGCUCGAGAAGCUGAAGUUCACACCGACCCCCCAGCCUGCUCAGUGUCUGGAGCUGGACAAGGAGAUCACCAUCCAGUGCUCUGCUAAAGGCAGAGAGAACCCCACCAUCCGCUGGACCAAAGCAGAUGGAGGAGAGCUGCCGCCUCGUGUGCAGCAGAGGAACGGCCAGCUCCACUUCACCAAAGUCACCCGCAGUGACGCCGGCAAUUACACGUGCAUCGCCUCCAACAGCCUCCAGGGGGAGAUCAGAGCCCUGGUGACCCUCACUGUGGCCGUGUACAUUCGAUUUAAAGUGGAGCCAGAGAAUACAACAGUGUACCAAGGCCACACAGCUGUCCUGCACUGUCAGGCCACCGGCGACCCCGAGCCUCACAUCCACUGGAUGGUCAAAGACAAGACAUUGGACCUCAUUAAGAACAGGAGGUUCCAGAAGAUGCCCAAUGGCUCCUUGGUGAUAAUAGAUGUCACCACAGAUGACACUGGCAGAUACACAUGUGUGGUCGGAAACAGCUGCAGCAUCAAAGACCGUGUGGCUCAGCUGUAUGUAGUGGACAAACCAGUGCAUUCCAUUGAUGAAGAGGGAGACAAGGCUCCAUACAAGAUGAUCCAAACCAUCGGUCUGUCAGUGGGCGCCGCUGUGGCUUACAUCAUUGUAGUUCUGGGACUCAUGUUCUACUGCAAAAAGAGACGCAACGCCAAAAGACUGCAGAAAGGCCAGGACGGAGAGGAGCCUGAGAUGGAGUGUCUCAAUGGAGGGGCUGUUCAACAAAAUGGACACACCACCGCUGAGAUACAAGAAGAGGUGGCCCUCACCAACAUGGGUACCAUGGCAACAACCGAGAAACGCCACAGCCAUGUGAACAAUGAUAAGCUUCACUUUCCUCGAGCGAACCUGCAAACCAUCACCGCUUUAGGUAAAGGGGAGUUUGGUGAGGUGCUGCUAUGCAAAGCUAAGGGUAUCGAGGAGAACGAUGAGGAGACGGUGGUGUUGGUGAAGAGCCUGCAGACCAGAGACGAACAGCUACAGCUCGACUUCCGCCGGGAAGCUGAAAUGUUCACCAAGCUCAGCCACCCCAACGUCGUCCGCCUGUUGGGCCUAUGUAGGGAGGCAGAGCCCCACUACAUGAUCCUAGAGUACUACGACCUGGGAGACCUAAAGCAGUUCCUGAGGAUUUCCAAAAGCAAAGAUGACAAGAUCAAAUCUCAGCCCAUCAGCACCAAGACCAAAGUUUCUAUCUGUGCCCAGGUGGCUCAUGGGAUGGAGCAUCUUUCCAAUCACCGUUUCGUUCACAAAGACCUUGCUGCUCGAAACUGCCUGAUCAACAGUCAGAGGCGGGUGAAAGUGUCAUCGCUUAGUCUCAGCAAGGACGUGUACAACAGUGAGUACUACCACUACAGACAGGCAUGGAUCCCACUGCGCUGGCUCCCAUCAGAGUCUGUGUUUGAGGAUGACUUCUCCACUAAGUCUGACGUGUGGGCCUUUGGAGUGUUGAUGUGGGAAGUGUUCAGUCAUGGGGAACUGCCAUAUACCAAACUCAGCGAUGAUGAGACACUAGAAGGUCUGAAGACAGGGAAGCUGAAGCUGCCCGUUCCAGACGGAUGUCCCACCAAAAUCUACAAGCUCAUGUCCCGCUGUUGGGCUCUAAGCCUCAAAGAGCGCCCCUCCUUCACUGACAUCGUACACGCCCUGGGAGAGCUGCCAUCUGACAGCAAAGUCUGAGAUGGCCAUAACCCCACAUCAGAGGGGAACUUUGACCAACCCCUUCCCCUAAAAUAAAGACAGGAAUGCUGGAUUAGUAGUCUCACACAUUUCAGGGAAGAGGGUUGAGGAGAAAACUCUUUUUUAAAAAAAAAAAAAAUAUAUAUAUGCAUUUCAAAAAGCAGGUGUGUGGAUAAGACUUUCUUGUUAUAUCUGUGGAAACGCAUUCACGUUUGUGUUAAAGGCUUCUUGUGAGCAGUGCCAGGAGUUCACAUUUGCCUUAACUGCAGCAUGGACGACCACCUGCCCCUUCCUCCUCCUCCUCCUCCUCUCCCUUGUGUCCCAGUCUGUGGUUCCACUGUGACCCUGCCUGCCCGUGUGUCUGCGGCCGCUCUGUCCCAGAGACGCUUUGUUUUACAGAGCCUCACAACCUCAGUGCCUCUACCCGUCCACACACACUCGCGUAGACCUCCAGCAGCUUUGUAGUGAUGAUAUAGUGCUUCCACUGGCACAGAUCAAUAGAGAUGAUUGGUCUGAAGUUUAGGAGAAAUUCCGGAAAUGCAGGCUCACUGCUCUGUCAAAACCUCAGAGUUUCUCAUUAAACUAGAAAGAAUAUUGAAGGGAAAGUGAGAACUAAUGUGUCUUCAGUGGAGCAGUGAAGCUUUUUAAAUAUUCCAUCAACCAUUUUUGAGUGUUUUGAGUAAAACCAUUCAAACAGGUCUGUAAAAAUCCAACCAGUUGCAUCCUGAACCUGUCACCUUAACCCUGCAGGAGACACCUAGCUACUCUGUCCACCAAGGACCCACCAACAUCAUCCAAAGUGUGUGUGUGCGCGCCCGCCACUGAACUGUUCCCAUCCUCCAAUGUAUGUUCAAAGGAGAAGUGGAAUGGGGUUUGCAUGAAGGUUCUCCAGUCUGUUACACUUGUAAUUUGCUAUGUGAGGAGACUUGUGGAAAAAGCAAUUCGUGUUAUGGUAACACUUCAGGAACUUAAAAAAGAUCAAGUUUAUAGCCAAGGAAUAUAUUGAAUCAAUGAGACUGUGCCAGUGUGGGCUUCAUGUGUUUUUUUGUUUGUUUUUUUUAUGAGUGUGGUCUGUUCUUGUUUUAACUUUGAGGUGCUUAAUCAGUCACUAUCAAUGGGUAAGAACACCCACCAUACCAUGUCAACAUUAUCGUGUUGUCUCAGUUACAGGAUGCAACCUAUCACUGUGUUUAACCUGCAAUGUAGUUUCUUCAGAGGUCUCAGUUUUCCUGCCAGUACAGUUGUUUUGUGCAAAGCUGCAAAGGGGACCAUCACACCAGGCAAUGUGUACAUAAUGUAGAAGCCAUGCACUAAUUUCACUUAAAAUAAUAUCCCUCUCUAUCAUGUUGUGUAGUAGGACAUGCAGGUGCCUGUUUAUUUAUGAUGAAGGUCCUGUCUUUUGUUUUUUAACUAUGUUUAUAUUAGGAAGGUACUUCUCUGAUGUAUUCAUUCUCAUGGUCCAUCUCAAUGUACGUUCAGACAGGAACCAAGCUGAAUAUGCUAACACAAAGUACAAAGGAGGUCAAAAGAGUGACUGCUGGUCACCAGUACUCAUUUUUAAGUGCCUGGUAAAUGAAGGAUUAUCUUAAUUGUUUCCCUCUUUUUUUACAUUAUCUAAUCAAAUGCAAUGGCCUUUUGUUUAUGAACUUGUUUUUAUACGUUGUUUUAAGUGUAAAGUUUUGUUUUUAUGAAUGCUAGGCACUCACACCUAGACGUCUUUUUUUAAUCUGCUUCAGCAAAUGUUGACAAUAAUCACAGAUAUAUACAAAAGUAUACAUGCUGCUGUCAAUAAAGGUUCACAGUGUUUUCCCAA